Molecule: messenger RNA, 2513 nt
Organism: Mya arenaria
Lineage: Eukaryota; Metazoa; Mollusca; Bivalvia; Myida; Myidae
Product: aquaporin-7-like
Exons: 5
Coding region: 175-1044 (289 amino acids)
Biological process (GO): water transport; glycerol transmembrane transport
Cellular component (GO): basolateral plasma membrane; plasma membrane
Molecular function (GO): glycerol channel activity; water channel activity
Source: RefSeq, a predicted model, not a curated record
UUCCAGCUUGCCUUGAAGUUUGUCUUUUGUGUGUGACUUUGUUGCAAAUAAAAUAAGUAAACACUAAUUAAAAUAGUGACUACUUUUAAGAAAAACUUUUCACGUUAAGUGACAGUUGUUUUCCUCCGAGGCGGUAAAAAUAAUACCGGGCAUCCAUCUGUAGAAAGCGCUCCAAUGGCGCUGUCAACCAAGCUUCGGGUGCACAAUGAUCUUGCUCGAGAGGCGCUUGCAGAGUUCCUGGGAACCUUCAUCCUCCUGUCGUUUGGUGACGGUUCCGUGGCACAGAUGCUGCUGAGCCAAGGGGAACUCGGGAGCGCCCUGUCCAUCCAUCUCUCCUGGGGGUUGGGGGUCAUGAUGGGUGUCUUUGUGGCCGGCGGGGUUUCCGGUGCGCAUCUCAAUCCGGCUGUCACCGGCGCCAUGGCGUGCCUGGGACGCCUGCCAUGGCGGAAAGCACCCGUAUACAUGCUCGCGCAGUACCUUGGCGCCUUUAUCGCAGCCGCCUGUGUCUACCUUGUGUAUUAUGACGCCCUAGCGCACUACGAUGGAGGGGUCCGGGACCUGAGCUCGGCAGGGAUUUUCGCCACCUACCCACAGACUUACGUCACUUCCUGGAACUGCUUCGGGGACCAGAUAUUUGGAACUGCCCUGUUGCUGAUCGGCAUCCUGGCGAUCACGGACCCCGAUAACAUGGCUCCCUCCAAGGCUAUGACGGCCCUCUGCGUUGGGCUGCUUGUCGUCGCCAUCGGGAUGACCUUUGGCCUGAAUUGUGGAUACGCCAUCAACCCCGCCCGCGACCUAGGGCCGAGGAUUUUCACUGCGAUUGGCGGUUGGGGAUUGGAGCCUUUUAAUGUUCGGAACUACAACUAUUUCUGGAUCCCAGUGGUGGCAACGCACCUAGGGGCGAUUAUUGGCUCUCUCGUUUACCAACUCUGUGUGGGUUUCCACUGGCCGCGACAGGCCUCCGACGCUCAGAUGAACGUCCGCGGGGGCCCUGUGAGUCAAGUGCAGUACGAUGGCCCUUACGAAAGCCAAGCAAAACUGUAAUGAAGUCCAUCGUCGGCUACCAUAAAUGAUAUUUUCCGAAUACACUAUGGACAAUUCGUAGGAGUGUUAAGUAAUGAACGCAGAGUACGGGGGUUCAUUCAGUCUGAACUGAGAUAUACAUGCCUGCACAAAGAAAGACAGGCGGCAGUGACAUCUGCUUUGGUUCAGAUAAUAGCCACACUCGUCAACUACACGUGUGUACAUAAUAGCACUUUUUUUAUUUGGUUGUUAUAGAAUUGUAAACAAAAAUACUAUACCCAUCCAUAUGUUGCCAGACUGGGGCUGGUGGGUCAGGCGAGUCUGGCGAGCUCUGCUUGGUGUAUAAGAGAAAGACUUUCAUGUAGAUACAUUAACAUAUACUAUAUCUAAAGAAAAAUAAAAUUAAUACUUUCAGUAUAUGAGUGCGAAAAAAAUUAAGUAGGCUAUCUUUUAUAAUUAUAUCUAUGUAGAAGACGGAAAAUGAACAUAUGAACUUCUCAGGGUUCCAGCUUUAUUUUAACCUAUUUAUUGAAACAUGCCUUAAUAGUAUAUAUAAUAAAUACAUGAUUAAAAAUCGCACAAUCGGUACAAACAUUGUUAGAAUAUUCAGAAAUUUAGGAGCGAUGGAGAUAAAAGAUAUAUAGAGUAAUUAAAUUAAAAGUUAAACAUGAAAAAAAACUCUUUACCAAAAUCAUAACAUCCAAUCCUGGACGAAACAAAGACAUAGUACAGUAGACAUAAAUGCUCUGUCUGGGAGAAGUCUGUACUGAAGGGGAAUAGCAUUGACCUGUCAAUAUAAAUAGAAAUUACACGCAAAAAAAAAUAAAACACGUUUUUGAGAUUUUAGUUUCCUUAACAGUGUAAACCACAUUGCUUACAUUCACUCGUAUAAGAUGCAAAAACAAAGAAAUAUAGGAUAAGUGUUUGUUUCAGUGUAAGAUCGUUGUAUAUUUCACCGAGUGAGCACCAAAUGUUAUAUUUCACGAGUGACGUAGUGAAAUAUUCACUUUUGGUGUUCACAAGGUGAAAUAUAUAGCGAUCGUACACUGAAUCAAGCAUUUUUAUUUAUUUAUUUAUAUGCCUUAAAUUGGUAUAAAACAUUUUAUUAAAUUUUCUUCGAAAAAAAAAUGCGCCAACUGAAUGCGCAAGUAACGUCAUAUCGGAAAUGACGUCGUUCAUUUUGUGUCCAAGCCCUGUGCGCGCUGAUAUUUGUUUUGGAUAGCACAUGUAGCAAAACGGGCUAAAAUGUACAAGCAGUGAAAACUAUCAAAUUGAUAUUUUCACUAUUUGAAACAGUGAAAGAUCGUUUUUAUUUUACUGAUAAAUCCCUAUAAUCCAUAUCUUUAAUAAAAUCUUCAAAUAUCUGUUUGGAUGAACAGGGAUAAUACUUAUCAUUUCAUUUUCAGAACGUUUUGAGUACAGUGUAUGUUCAUUAUAGUUAAAUUAAACAUUCAUUUGUCAUUGGUGUUGCCAAUAAUUUGCAUUAUACA